Phycodurus eques (leafy seadragon) is the source of this 4225-nucleotide messenger RNA. It is a transcript of the gene gata2b, whose product is annotated as GATA binding protein 2b. NCBI's taxonomy places the organism in Eukaryota, Metazoa, Chordata, Actinopteri, Syngnathiformes, Syngnathidae. Gene Ontology annotation, molecular function: zinc ion binding; RNA polymerase II cis-regulatory region sequence-specific DNA binding; DNA-binding transcription factor activity, RNA polymerase II-specific. The record is from RefSeq and is a predicted model, not a curated record. Bases 357 to 1709 code for a protein of 450 amino acids. Gene Ontology annotation, biological process: positive regulation of angiogenesis; positive regulation of transcription by RNA polymerase II; positive regulation of miRNA transcription. The transcript has 6 exons. Gene Ontology annotation, cellular component: nucleus.
UGUUGCUUCAAGUCCCAGUGGACGGACCGAGUCUUCUCCUGACAAACGCCCGGACGCAAGCGGCACAAGCGCACACGGCACCUGAAGGACGCCGAGGAAAAAAGAGCAAAGUUCGUCCAUGUUUGGAGUCCAUGUGCAAGAGUUGAAUUUAAUUCGGAUGACAGCAAACAAAACUAUAGCGCUUGACUGCAAAUGGCCGUUGUGAAGAUCUUUUGAAGGAGAACGUUGCAGGACGUGUUCUCAACAUUCUUGCGUGUUUUUCCUCCCCUCCUUGGAUAUAACCGGCUAUCCAUUCAAUAAUAAUAAUAAUAAUAAUAAUAAUAAUAGUCAGCGAAGUCCAACGAAGCACGCAGAAGAUGGAUGUGGCUGCCGACCAGCCCCGCUGGAUGCACCCCCACGCCGUGCUGAACGGCCAGCACCCGGACUCGCACCAUCCCGGCCUGGCCCACAACUACAUGGAGCCUUCGACCCCGCUGCUGCCCCCGGACGAGGUGGAUGUCUUCUUUAACCAUCUGGACUCUCAGGGAAACCCGUACUACCACAACCCCGCCAGGGCCAGAAUGCCCUACAGCCAGGCGCACGCUCGCCUGACGGGGACGCAGGUGUGCCGGCCUCAUCUGAUCCACAGCCCGGGGAUCUCCUGGCUGGACGGCAGCAAAGCGGCUCUGUCGGCCCACCAUCAUCACCACAACGCCUGGGCCGUGAGUCCCUUCAGCAAGCCGAGCCUGCACCACCCGAGCUCGGCGUCCCCCGGAGGCCUGUCGGCGGUCUACCCGUGUAGCAGCACAUCGAACACGGCCUCCGCGACCUCGCUGACGCCGCCGUCCCACUCCAGCCCGCAUCUGUACACUUUCCCCCCGACUCCGCCGAAGGACGUCUCGCCGGACCCGGGGGCCGCCUCGCCGAGAAUGGACGAGAAGGAAUGUAUCAAAUACCAGGUUUCGUUUUCGGACGGGAUGAAGAUGGAGGGCUCCAGCCCGAUGAGAAGCAGCCUGGCCCCCCAGAGCGCCUCCACCCACCACCCCAUCCCGACGUAUCCCACCUACUCGCUGCCUGCGGCUCACGAGUACAGCGGCGGUCUGUUCCACCCGGGCAGCCUGCUCGGAGCUUCGGCCGGCUUCAGCGCCAAGAGCAAAGGCAAGACUCGCUCGUGCACCGAGGGCCGAGAGUGCGUGAACUGCGGCGCCACAUCCACUCCUCUGUGGAGACGGGACAGCACCGGACACUACCUGUGCAACGCCUGCGGGUUGUACCACAAGAUGAACGGCCAGAACCGACCACUCAUCAAGCCCAAACGCAGACUGUCGGCAGCCAGACGAGCAGGCACCUGUUGCGCUAACUGUCAGACGACCACCACAACGCUCUGGCGGCGCAACGCUAAUGGAGAUCCAGUGUGCAACGCCUGCGGCCUCUAUUACAAGCUGCAUAAUGUGAACCGACCCCUGACCAUGAAAAAAGAGGGAAUACAGACACGAAACAGGAAAAUGUCCAGCAAGUCCAAAAAGAUCAAGCGGGGCAGUGAGAGCUACGAGGAGUUUACCAAAAGUCUGCAUGACAAGAACUCUACCUUCAGCUCCCUGGCAGGACACAUGUCCAUGGGCCACUUGCCGCCUUUCAGCCACGCCGGACACAUGCUUCCCACUCCCACCCCGAUACACCCGACCUUUGGCCACCCGCACCACUCCAACAUGGUGACGGCCAUGGGCUGAGGGGGGGGGGGGGGGGGGGUCGCACGGGAUGACGCUAUGUAAAGACAUUUGAGGUUCUUGCGAUUGAUUAUGCAAACGGUAUGUUGGACAAAAUGAGCCCAAUCUAUAGGUACCUAACUCUUAAUGGAGGCAGACAGACGACGUACUUCCUGUCAGCCCAACACACACACACACACACACACACACACACACACAAUAAUACAACUCUCUCUUUGCUCCUAACCGUUUUACUUCAACUGACUGACAACAUGACUGCACUGUGGUUCAGUUUCUGCCGAUAUGUUUAUAGUAACUGUGAAUAUUGUAUAGAAGAAUCUCCUUCAUUACAUUCAACAAAAACAUGCUGGAAUUGUUUUUUGCCCUCAAAGAAAAAAAAAAAAAAAAAAAAAAACCAAGCAAACAAAAAAGCUUUCUGAUUUAUAAUUUGACACUGUUAAUUGUAAUUAUUGUUAUUAUAAUUAUUGUUAUUCAGAUAAUUUAUUUUCACUGCUUUGUUCCUUGAUUAUAUAAUGAAUACUAUUGUCCCAGUUAUGACAUAUUAUAUUUUUAGCUAAAGCGCUUUCUUCUAACUUGGUCAUCAUUUAUACUCAUAUGAAAUAAAGAGAUCAACUUCAAACUUUUCUGGUGCUUCUAUCUGGCACUUAAGUCUUCAUAGUUGCAACCAUGUGCUUCAGAUAAAACAUAUCUGAUUUGUUUUAUUUCAGGGAAGAAAUGCAUUUCUUCCAGAGAUAAGAAGAUUGUAUCAAGCCAAGCUGUACCAGUUGUUGUUUAAAAACAAGGGAAGCUAUGGGUCAUCUAUCGACCCGAUUACUGAAUUCGCUAAUCAUAAUUAGUCAUAAUCAUGCAUCGUCAAAGAUUCCACAAAAUGCUAGGUUGUUAACAAUCACAUUUUAUCCCACUUGACAUCCUCCAACUGUUAAUUAUUGUGUAUAUGCACCAAAAAUGUUCAACAAAAUAAUAAUUUUCUAAAUACAAAUAAACCGUUAACUGUCUCUUGAACAAAAAGUUGAAGUUCAAGCAUAAUUGGAUUUAAAAAGGCACAUGUUGAGAUUUCAACUAAAUUAUGUUUCAAGCACACAAUUUGUAAACAAUCCAAAUCAAAUGGUGAUCCGUAUUCUGAGCACACAAAAAAUACAACAGCUAACCAAACAAACACAAAAAUGGAUUCACAACCGAAUUAAUCCAAGGUAUCCUGGUGGGAUAGAAUAAAUAGAACAUUCAUAUUUGUUAGUUUUAUGAUUCCAUCUUUUAGCUAACGACAGCAUCAGCAAACAGUGAAACCUUUGUGCUAUUUUUAUGCCGUUUGAUUAUCUACAUUCUGGGAAGAAAAAAAUAGGUAUUCAUUUGGACCCAACAAUAAAUCCUAUUUAGGAUUAAGUGCGUCAUUCAUCUGCUAAUGCUGGUUUAUGUUUUUUUGUUUUUGUUUUUUUUUAAAUAAUACUUUAAACGUCAAUUCCCACUCUAACAUUGAACAAUUGAGUUUAAAUCUGGGGAAAAAGUUCUAUUUUACACCACGGUGCGGUCAAAAAAGAAAAAAAAAAAUACAAGCACACUCAACCAAGACAAAUAUACUAAACGGUUCUUCUGGGAUGCUUGUGAGAUGACACCGUCCAACCCAAAUGCAGUGCACGGUCACCCCUCAACAUUUUGCCCAAACCUUGAACCUGGAAGCACUUACUCUGUCUUUCUUCUGAGCCCUCCCACAUUGCUCUUGCAAUUAUUCAUAGACACUUUAAAAAUGUCACGUCCUCCCGAGAACAUGACAAAGCAAAACAAGGAGGCACUUCCCAUAAAGAUUUAGAAAGAAUGGAAAGAGUAACUUUGGGACUGGGUGGCCAUUGUAAAUCAGCUCAUAAGCAAAUUACACAUUUCCAACUUAGAACUUUGUACACACAUCCUCCCUGUUCAUUCCAUUUGUUUUUGUAGCUAACUCAAUUAUUGGACUCUAAGACAAAGCCAGAAGUGAUUUCACAGGAGUGAACUAGUGGAAGAAUUGUGAUGAAAUGAUAACAGAUGAAAGAGGAGGAUUCAUUUUUUUUGUCAGUAAAAAACAUAUUCCAUGUCAUAAAGAUUCUAAAAUACAUAUAUUGUUUUAAGGCAAUGUCACAGAAUUAGGCUGAGAGACCUUGGGGAUCCUGAGACUUCGGAAAGAUGAGUUUCAGGACAGAACAGACACACAUAAAUCCUCAAUCCCAAAAUAAUGUCGAGGACAGACCAAAGCUUCAAAAAGCUUCAGGACACAAAGCAGAGAAGCCUCAAUCCUGAAUUUCAAGGCAAUGUCCAGGUCAGGCCAAAGCUCAAGAAAGAAACCGAGCUGAAUCCGUCUCUAUCUUGAAUCUUAAAUUAGCUCCCUUGGCAAGCAGAUUUUGUUCUUUGUGCUUAUAAAAAGACAGUUGUAUGCUUCACUGUAUUUUGUCCUGAUCUUGGAACAGACGCUGUACCCAUUUAUACUUACUUUUCACCGUGUGUGAUGACUACGCAGUGUCUGAUGACAUCAAUCUGCAAAUAAAGCGAAG